UUAAGUUUGCAGAGGUACACUUCCCUUUUAGGUUGGUAAUUAAUCAUGGAAGGACACAUAUAUAUAUAUAGUAUCUCCACUCAUAUUCUUUGAUACUUGUAAAUAUCAACAACAAAGAGAUCAAAGAAUAUCAUAAAGCUCCUUUAAAAAAAUGGAUUUGAAGAUUCAAGACGAAAAACAAGCUUCAAAUAUUUUCGUCGCUGAGAAAGUUGAAAUUAAAUCAACAUCACUCGAAGAUACUUCUUCGAGUGAAACUUCCUCAAAGGAAAAGGAAAAUGACUUCAGUUCAAAACGGCCCCAGAAAACCGAGAAACGCUAUAUAGGUGUUAGAACAAGGCCAUGGGGAAAAUAUGCAGCCGAAAUUAGGGAUUCAACAAGAAAUGGAAUUAGGGUUUGGCUUGGAACAUUCAGUAGUGCAGAAGAAGCAGCAAUGGCUUAUGACCAAGUUGCUUUGUCAAUGAGAGGUCCAUCAACUUGUCUAAAUUUCCCUGUUGAAAGAGUUAGUAAAAUGCUACAAGAAACAGAAUGUAAUUUCUUGAGAAAUGGAUUGUCACCAGCAGCAGCCUUAAAGGAGAAACACAAAAAGAGAAGUAGUACUGUUUCAAUCAAGAAAGGGAAAAAUAAACAUGUAAAUAAGGAAGAUAAUAUUGUAUUCAUAUUUGAAGAUUUGGGAACUGAUUUAUUGGAUGAACUCUUGUCUGAGUAUUCCAGCUCAAAUUAACUUAAUUUCCAUCUGUAAGUUUAUCCACUUAAUUCUUCUAUAUUUCCUCCUUGUUCAUGUUUUUUUUUUUCUUUCAAUUUACUGUGUCCCUUUUAUCCAGUAAAUUAAUUCAAGAUUCUGUAAAUUCAUUUCCAAGACCAGAACUUCAUAUAAACUUAACCUCUUUUUUCCCCUCA
This is a messenger RNA of Nicotiana attenuata, 897 nucleotides long. Its product is annotated as ethylene-responsive transcription factor 1B-like. The coding region runs from base 152 to 721 and encodes 189 amino acids. The record is from RefSeq and is a predicted model, not a curated record. Gene Ontology annotation, molecular function: DNA binding; DNA-binding transcription factor activity. NCBI's taxonomy places the organism in Eukaryota, Viridiplantae, Streptophyta, Magnoliopsida, Solanales, Solanaceae. Gene Ontology annotation, biological process: regulation of DNA-templated transcription; ethylene-activated signaling pathway. The transcript has a single exon.